This is a messenger RNA of Racocetra persica, 542 nucleotides long. Lineage: Eukaryota; Fungi; Glomeromycota; Glomeromycetes; Diversisporales; Gigasporaceae. The record is from the annotation of a GenBank genome assembly.
AUGGAGCCAAACCCACGUGACAACGACAAGGAACUGCGCACGACUCUACAACCAGUCCCAACCACAUCGGCAUCGGCUACCACAUUGAACAACCCAAGACCGGAAGUGCACAUUGAUCCCUCAAUAAAGGCGUACAUCGACGAGUCAAUCCGUUCAUCGACCACAUCAAUCAUCGGAUCCUUCAAGCAAUAUAUCGAUUCCCAGUUCGACAAACAGAGGCUGUGGAACGAACAACUUCAAGCAAACAUCAACAAUAUAUUGGUUCAAGCAACACGAGCCAGUGCCGACACUGAGACUGCGGCACCACACAGCAGCGUAGCACCAACUGAGCAUACAACACCACAACAGCAGCCACAGAAACCGGUCAACUCUGCCAGCGCUCCACCAACUGGCAAAGGAAAAGAGACGGCUCAACCCAUUGGUAAGUAUCCUCCAACUCCUGUACUAAACGAUCUUAUCAUGAGAGCAUCCAGAGUUACCCUUCAAGGCCAGGACACCACGACACCACCAAGCACGCACCUAGCUGCAACAUCUACAAACUC